Setaria italica (foxtail millet) is the source of this 963-nucleotide messenger RNA. RefSeq names its product probable calcium-binding protein CML45. NCBI's taxonomy places the organism in Eukaryota, Viridiplantae, Streptophyta, Magnoliopsida, Poales, Poaceae. The coding region runs from base 108 to 719 and encodes 203 amino acids. The record is from RefSeq and is a predicted model, not a curated record. Gene Ontology annotation, molecular function: calcium ion binding. The transcript has a single exon.
CAUAUAAAGCUCGCCUCCCUCCCCCACCGUCUCUCCAACCAGAACAAAGGCUCCUUCGUGUUCUAGCUCGUCUACAACUCUACAGCACUGCAGAGUAAGCUCGAUCGAUGGCUGAGAGGAACAACGCGAUGCGGCCGCUCCUGCGCCGGAUGCUCUCGUUCAGGGAGCCGCUCCUGAUCAUCCCGUACCUGCUCACCUUCCUCGCCGCCGCGGCCUCGGCGUUCGUCCGGAGCCACUCCUCGCUGCUGCACGCGCUAGCGAGGGCGCUCGUCCCGGCGGCGGCGGCCAAGUGCGCGCACAGCGCCUCGCCCGUCAGCGCCGACCUGCCCGCACCGCGCUGCGACGGAGACGAAGCGGAUGCGGAGGCGGAGGACUACGCCGCGCUGAGCAAGGAGGAGGUGGAGGCGAUCAUGGGCGCGAUCGGCCUCGCGGCGGCCGGGCGCGGCGAGGGCCUGGCGGCCGUCAUGGGCCGGGACGAGGUGUCCGGGCUGUUCGAAGCCGAGGAGCCGAGCUUCGCGGAGGUGCGGGGCGCCUUCGCGGUGUUCGACGCCGACGCCGACGGGUUCAUCGGCGCGGCCGACCUGCAGGGCGCCCUGGCGAGGCUCGGCGUGCGGGAGGACGCCGCGUCGUGCCGCGCCAUGAUCGACGCGGCCGGCGGCGACAGGGACGGCAGGAUGAGCCUGUUCCAGUUCGUCGGCUUCCUCGAGAACGGCUUGUGAUGAGAGCCGGAUGAGGAACUGACUAUUUACUUCAUUUUUCCCCCCUUUUAAUUCCUUUCGUCGCCUCAGCUCGUGGCAGGAGAUGUGAGAGUAGUGGUGUAUCCUCGGAGACGGUGUGCGUGUGUUUUUUUUCCUCCUGCCAUGCGUGAGUUGGGGGUGGAUGAUGGACUGUGCAGCGAUUAACGCACUAAUUCCCAAGUUAAGGAAACAAAUCAAUGGAGCUGAUCAAUUUGCAAAGAACUCA